UUUAAUAAUCUCUAAAUAAAUAUACAAAAACAAAAAUAUAUUAUUUUGUAUUUUGGGCGAUUAUAAAUUUGUAGUGAGGUUAUGUUGUUAGUUUUUAAGGUUAUUUUUGCCUUCUUGUAUUAUUUCUAGUUUAUUAAAAUUAAUUAUGGCUUUGUGCGAAGCUGAGAAAACAUUCAUUUUACACGGAGUAGAAGAAAACUUUCGUAUUGAUGGCCGUACAAGAGAAGAUUAUCGUCCAAUGGAAUUGGAAACUGACAUUGUAUCCCAUGCAUUUGGAUCAGCUCGAUUAAGAUUAGCCAAUACAGAUGUCUUAGUUGCUGUAAAAAUUGAAGUUGAUAUCCCACUUCCAGACAAACCUAAUGAAGGCAGAAUUGAAUUCUUUGUAGACUGCUCUGCAAAUGCCACCCCAGAUUUUGAAGGUCGUGGAGGAGAAAAUCUUGCUGUUGAAAUAUCGAACAGUUUAGAGUCUGCAUAUGGAUCUGCACUAGCAUUUGAUCUUACAAAACUUUGCAUACUAAAAGGCAAAAAAUGUUGGAAAAUAUAUGUUGAUAUUUUGGUGUUAGAAUGUGGAGGAAAUCUAUUUGAUGCAGUAUCUGUAGCAGUUAAAGCUGCUUUAUGGAAUACACAAGUACCAUUAGUUCAAUCAGUGCAUGUUGAUGGAAAUAAUGUUGAAAUGGAAGUAUCUCAAGAAUUACAUGAUUGUCUAAGGUUAGACAUAAAGAAAGCACCAGUUAUGGUUACAGUAUGUAAAAUAGGAGAGCAUUGUUUAGUGGAUCCUAACCCAGCUGAAGAGAAAUGUUCUGUUGGAUCAAUUGUUGUGGCAGUGUCUGGAGACAAGUUUACUACUAUUUUACAAAGUGGUGCUAGUUCAUUACAUCCUGCUACAUUACUAGAAUCAUUAAAACUGGGUCAUGUGGUUGCCCAAAGGUUAGAUAAAUCUCUACUGGAGGCGCUUGAUUUAAUUCCACAAAACCAGGAUGUUGGAUUUUUAAAAUAAUUUUAUAUCAUUUAUUAUGUUUAGAUAUAACACGUAUGUUGAAAAAUAAAAAUUUUGUAACAAUUUUUUUA
Molecule: messenger RNA, 1068 nt
Organism: Aethina tumida (small hive beetle)
Lineage: Eukaryota; Metazoa; Arthropoda; Insecta; Coleoptera; Nitidulidae
Gene: Rrp42
Product: exosome complex component RRP42
Exons: 5
Coding region: 146-997 (283 amino acids)
Biological process (GO): U5 snRNA 3'-end processing; TRAMP-dependent tRNA surveillance pathway; exonucleolytic trimming to generate mature 3'-end of 5.8S rRNA from tricistronic rRNA transcript (SSU-rRNA, 5.8S rRNA, LSU-rRNA)
Cellular component (GO): nuclear exosome (RNase complex); cytoplasmic exosome (RNase complex)
Source: RefSeq, a predicted model, not a curated record